This is a messenger RNA of Arabis nemorensis, 1131 nucleotides long. The record is from the annotation of a GenBank genome assembly. Lineage: Eukaryota; Viridiplantae; Streptophyta; Magnoliopsida; Brassicales; Brassicaceae.
AUGGGAGCAGCGAAGAAUAUCUGGGCAAUACUGGAGGCCGAAGAUGAAGCGAGCGGCAACAACGUCUCCCCGAUUCCAUAUUCUUCCAUGGUCGUCGACACAUCUUUGCCUCUCCCUCUCAUGAUUCCUCUUAUCAUAGAGUUAUGUAAAGAUCUGUUCAAGAAUUGGCGAGACCUUGAUGAUUUACUUUUCUCCGUCGAGAGAGUCUCUGGAGGCAUCACAAAUCUUUUAUUGAAGGUUUCUGUCAAGGAAGACACUGAAAGAGAAGUGUCUGUAACAGUUCGAUUGUAUGGGCCUAACACGGAGUAUGUUAUUAACCGCGAGAGAGAGCUACAGGCUAUCAAGUAUCUCUCGGCUGCCGGAUUUGGUGCCAAGCUGCUUGGUGGAUUUGGAAAUGGCAUGGUGCAAUCAUUCAUCAAUGCACGAACCUUAGACCCAUCAGACAUGAGACAACCAAAAAUUGCUGCUCAAAUUGCCAAAGAGCUUGGAAAGUUUCAUCAAGUUGACAUACCAGGUUCCAAAGAGCCGCAGCUGUGGGUUGAUAUUUUGAAGUUCUUUGAAAGAGCAUCUACUCUUAGGUUCGAGGAACCUGAUAAGCAGAAGCUCUAUGAGAAAAUUUCGUUUGAAGAACUGCAUAAAGAAAUUAUUGAGCUAAGGGAAUUCACUGGCGUACUUAAUUCACCUGUGGUGUUUGCUCAUAAUGAUUUGCUUUCGGGAAACCUGAUGCUGAAUGAAGAAGAAGAGAGACUAUACUUGAUUGAUUUCGAGUAUGGAUCAUACAACUUUAGAGGCUUCGACAUCGGUAAUCACUUCAAUGAAUAUGCAGGAUACGACUGUGAUUAUAGUUUCUAUCCAAGUAAAGAAGAACAAUAUCAUUUCAUCAAGCAUUACUUACAGCCAGAGAAACCAGACGAGGUCAGCGUCGCCGAAGUGGAAUCAGUCUAUAUAGAGACAGAUGCGUAUAAAUUAGCAUCUCAUUUGUACUGGGCUAUAUGGGCGAUUAUCCAGGCAAGGAUGUCUCCUAUUGAGUUUGAUUAUAUGGGUUACUUCUUUUUGCGGUACAACGAAUACAAGAAGCAAAAGCCUCUUACCUUUUCACUUGUUACAUCUUAUCUCUCUGCAUCCGUCUAG